UUUUAAUGUACGAACAAGAACUUCCAUCAAAUUUAGAUGACUUUCCUAAUUACAAUCUUAAGUAAUCUGCUGAAUCUGAGAAAGUGAUUGUAGAUGAUGAUCAAAAGAAAAAAGCAGCUUAUCAAUUUAUGCAAUCCUUAGAAAAAAAUCUUAGAACUAAAAUAAGUAGUCCUCAAUAAAGAAUAUAAACAAUAGCUGUAUCACUUGAAUUGUAUGAUACAAUUUUCAAUAAAAUUUAUUGCAAUACUCUUUAUAAGGUAAAGAAUAUAUGAAAUUUAAAAAAGGAAACUCUUUUCCCAUUAGCUGAAACUUUAGAAGAAGCUUUCAAUGAUGAAUUUGAUUCAAUAACCAAAUUACUGUAUAAUGAAAGUUGUUACAGACAUAUAUUCUAAAGUGUACAAUAACAAUUCAAUUUGUAAACUUCAAUCGAGUCAUGGCAAAAUUAUUAAUUGCUUUUUGUUGCACUAUAAUAAAAGUAUACUAAAUGCUGAAUUAGGCAAAAUAUUGAUCUUCCUCUACCACCAAGUUGGAUUUGGGACAUUUUAGAUGAGUAUGUCUAUCAAUUCUAUGUGUCUUCCAGAUGGAGAAAAUUACUUAAGAAUGAUGAAAAAGCUAAUUUGAAUAACAUCUAAGAUUUUUGGAAUCUAGAAGAUAUGCUAAAAACAUUAGAAACAUUUUAUAAUUAAAGAAAUACUUCAUUCUAAACUACAUUCUAAUAUUUAGCCUAUUAUUCUUAUUUAGCUGCAGCAAAACUACAUGUUAUGUCUGGCAAUUUCACAACAGGAUAUUCUAUUUUAUCAUCUAUUUAACAUUCUGAUUUAAUUAUAUAUAGUAAAUCUGGUGGAGCCUAUUAAUCAUUAUUUAGUUACACUGGAUUCUGUUUCUUAUUAAAUAAAGAAUAUAAAAAAGCUAAUCUUACCUUAACAUUAAUUGUUAAUUACUUCAAUAAAUAUAAAUAGUUAUAUACAAAAUCCUAUCAAUAUGAUAGUUUAAUCAAAUAACAUGAAAAAAUAUUAGCAUUGUUAGCAGUUACAUCCUUAUUUUAUCCUGAAAUUGAAGAUAAUAUUAUUACACUCUUAAAAGAAAGUAGAAAUAAAUUAUUUGAAAAAUAUGAAAAAAUGUUGAAAUAUGAUCAAUAAAUCAUUGGAGAAGUCUUCUUAUAAUCUUGUCCUAAAAUUAUCAACACUAUCAAGAAUAUCAAUGAAUUUCAUACUGAACAAGAACUUAAUCCUAAUGACUUAAUCAUUGAUGUUAAAGAUAAAUUACUCAAAGAAGUAUAAGAGGCCAAGAAAAUUAACGAUGUUGAACAAGUUUUAGGUCUUUAUAAUUAAAUCACUUUUUAACAUUUUAAUAAAGUAAAUUCAUUAUUUAAUAUUAUUUAAGUUGCUUCCUGAAAAAUAUAUCUAAUUAUAUAUUGAUAGAAAUAAUGUUGCUUUAAGUGACAAUCCUUUUGAAUCAACUAUUCUUAGUAAAUUUUUGUAAAAAUCGAAAUUGCUCGAUAUUGAAGUUUAAAGUGAUAUUAUUUAUGUCAAAGAAGUUCCAGUUAACUAAGUAUAAUUAAUUCAUUAUUUUUUUAGAGAGAUUUCAUUAAUUAAUUAGCUUAGAUGAAUGCAAAUCUUGAGAAAAGCAUUUUUGAGUUAAGUAAGAGUUUAUGAUAUUUGCUG
Molecule: messenger RNA, 1664 nt
Organism: Paramecium sonneborni
Lineage: Eukaryota; Ciliophora; Oligohymenophorea; Peniculida; Parameciidae
Source: the annotation of a GenBank genome assembly